AUGAAAAUCGAGGAGAUUUCCAAGACGUCUACUUUUGCUUGGAAUAAUGAUCCCUUGCCAUUACUCGCAAGUGGAACCGUGGCUGGUGCAGUAGACGCUGAUUUCAGCACGUCGUCGUCCCUUGAAAUUUGGGACAUUUUCUCCGCUACGAACAGUAAGGAUCCGAUCUUUUCUGCUCUGGUGGAUAACCGCUUCUAUGCAAUCGCAUGGUCAAAGCCGUCUGAAGGUAGAUCAAAGGGUGUACUCGCUGGAGCAUUCGAAAAUGGGACAAUUGAAUUGUGGGACGUUCAAGAGUUGAUCACGUCAAAAGAUUUGCAAAAAGCAUCCAUUUUCAAGUCCUCGGCCCACUCGGGGCCCGUGAAGACUCUCCAGUUCAAUCCGUUGCAAGAGCAUGUUCUUCUUUCUGGUGGAUCCAAUGGCCAAAUAUUUGUUUGGGACACCAAAAAACUCUCUGAUCCCGUUGCCCCAGGCAAGGCUAUGACGCCAAUGGACGAGAUAUCGUGUGUGUCAUGGAACAAUUCUGUAAGCCACAUCUUUGCAACCACCGGAAACUCGGGCUACACUUCAAUUUGGGAUUUGAAAUCAAAACGUGAAGUUCUUCAUUUGUCGUACAGCGCCAAUUUUUCAUGCGUCGCUUGGCAUCCAACCCAAUCUACGAAACUUGUAACUGCGACUGGAAACGAUAGCGAUGCUUUAAUCUUGACUUGGGACCUCAAAAAUGCUAAUGCACCCGAAAAAAUCAUGCGUGGUCAUAAGAAGGGAAUAUUGUCCUUGGAUUGGUGUAAACAGGAUCCAGAAAUAUUGAUUUCGAGUGGUAAGGAUAAUGCUACCAUGUUGUGGAAUCCAAUCAAAGGUGAAAAACUUGGUGAAUACCCAACUACGGCCAAUUGGGCUUUCCACACCAGAUUUGCUCCUGCGGCACCAGAAAUUUUUGCAACAGCAUCAUUUGAUGGAAAGAUUGUCAUACAAUCAUUGCAGGACACCUCCCCUCCAAUGACUUCAAAGGUGACAACAAAGAACGACAACGACUUCUGGAAUGAAAUUUCAACAACAGAAACUCAACAACCUGUAUUUACUGUGCAUCAGGCCCCUGCGUGGCUCAAACGUACCCUGAGCGUGUCUUUUGGGUUUGGUUCGAAACUUGUACUGAUAAGCUUAGACUCAGAUAGUCACUCUGUUGUGAAGAUUCAACCAUUUGUAAAGAAUGGCGCAGUACUGGAAACUACUUCAAAGUUCAGUCAAGCUCUUAAAAGCAAUGACUUUAAGGAUAUCAUCGAAGCAAGAAUCUCGGAUGCUAGACACAGCAAGACUGAUAAGGCAGAUUGGGAGAUUUUGCUGAAAUUAUCUGGAGUUGGUAAGGAAGGUUUCCUCAAAGAAAUUGUUUCUACUGAACAUGAGCAGGCCAACGGUAAGAAGCCUGACGUUUCCUCCGAAGAUGGCACUGAGCCUUCACGAAAAGAAGAAGGUGACAAUGAUUUCUUCGAACAACUUGGUGAGAGUCCAAUCAAGUCUAUUCCAAACUUUGUUCCCGAAGGGAAAUUUUCAAUCGAUACAAGUGACCAAAGCGAGGCAGACAAAACAAUCAUCAAGUUACUUUUAUCGAACAAGAUCGAAGACGCGAUUUCAGCAUGUUUGGAUCAAAAGAAAUUGUCUGCUGCCCUUGUCCUUGCUCUUGAUGCAUCACCAGAGUCCAAGGCUAAAGUAAGAAAUGCAUACUUUACGAACACAAAAGGUGAUGAAAUUGCGAGAUUGAUUUAUAAUGCUUCUUCCAAGAAUAUUACCGACAUUGUGGCCAAUGCUGACGUCAAAUCUUGGAAGGAGAUUGCCGCCGCUAUUGCUGCCUUCAGCACAGAUGAGAGCGAUUUGAGCAGUAAAAUCACAGAACUUGGUGAUAGAAUCGUGCAAGCUUCUGAGAACCCAAGCACAGAAGACCGUAAUAAUGCUAUGAUCUGUUACCUUGCAGGUAAUGCUCUUGAAAAGAUUGCAUCUAUUUGGUUGAGGGAAUUACCAGAGUAUGAAAAAUCGCUUUUGGAGUCUCCUGACGAUGACGUUUCGACUCCCUCUGAUGCACACUUCAAGUCACUUAAUAAUUUCAUGGAGAAGCUUCUCGCAUACAGGUCUAUCACCAAAGCGAAUGAUACAUUGGGAGGACCUUCAAUUGAACCAAUUUGCAAUGCUAUUCUUGAGUACGCAAACUUGGUUGCAGGUUACGGCCAAUUUGAGUUGGCGGACAGCUUUUUGCAAUUGUUACCCUCCGAUUUUGCUGGUUUGAAAACAGAGAAAGAUAGAAUCUCUCGUGCGUCUGGCACUAAAGUUCAAGCUUCCAACACCAGAAGUACUACAAGCAAGGCCACAGCUUCUCGCUCUUAUGGAAAAUCUCCUGUUCCAGGAGCCUCCGUUCCACCUACACUUCCAGGGAACCAAACAUUUGCUCCUGCUGCACUGACCCCUUAUGGGGGUCUAGCUGGUCAACCGGCCGCUAGCAGUGUGUUGACUCCGGCUACUCCUUCGUUCCCAUCUAUGCCUCAACCACCCCAAGCUCCAGUGUCGAAUAGACCUCCAAUUGCUUCGACUCCUUCAAUCUACGGGAAGCCAGCGCCAGUGGGAAACCCAUACGCACCCCAGGGAGCCACGGCUUUCAACCCUUAUAAGCCACCAGCUCCAGUUGCUCCUGAACCAGUGUCCGCGCCACCUCCGGCUGUCUCUGGUCCCCCAAAGCCAGCGUACAGGCAAGAGACUGAAGGAUGGAAUGAUUUACCUGAUGCAUUCAAACAGAAGACGUCAACCCGUAGGGCAGCCCCAGCGGCAGUGGUGUCCCCCUCUUUGAGUCCAGCUCUUCCAGCUAAUAACUUUGCACCUCCCAAGCGCAAUUCUGCAGUUGCCGGACCCCCACCAAAGGGCAGUAGAAGUAGCUCAAGGACUGCGGUUCCUACUAUUCCUACAGCGGCAUCACCUAGUGCACUGACAGCUCAAUUGCAUUCAAGAUAUGCUCCUCCCCAGAGCUUCAAUGCUCCUACCGAGGUAAGCAACGGAAGUGGCUCACCAACCCCGCUGGUCCAUGCUCCUCCAAAAAACCCAUAUGCUCCAGCUGCAACAAGCUCUACCAAUUUGCCAAGAAAUCAGUAUGCGCCUCUGGUGCCUACUCCUUCCGUGCAACAACCACAGACGCCUAAGAUUGGACAUGCCUCAGCUACACCUAGUGGACCAUCACCAAAUGGACCACCCAAGAACCCAUAUGCUCCAACUGCUCAACAAGUCAGUAUGUCUCCAUCCGGAAUGGUUCCACCUCGCACAGGCUCAUAUGGAGCAGCCCCCAGUGGAGUUACCGCACCACCUCCUCCAAAGGUUGGUGGUGUCCUCCCUCCUCCUGGUCCAGUUUUGACUCAACCUAGAUCCAGAAACGCGAGUGCUGCUGCACCUGUGGAACUUACCCCUCCACCUACUAAGCCAAAGUACCCAGCUGGAGAUCGGUCUCACAUACCCGAAAAGUCGAUUCAAAUCUACACAUCAUUGGACAGCUUGACGCAGGCAGUGAAACCCAAUGUUCCAGAGCGGUUUAUCAAACAUGCAGAGGAUAUGGAGAAACGGUUGAACUUCCUUUACGAUCACUUGAAUAACGACGACUUGUUGUCAGACGACGCAAUUGCUGAGUUGAAAAAGGUCUGUUCUGCUGUAGAAGCCAAAGACUAUGCAACAGCAACUCAAUUGAAUGUCGAUUUCGCUACAAAUCACAGCGAGCAGACGGGUAAAUGGUACCCUGGUUUGAAAAGACUCAUCAGUAUGGCUGAGGCGACAUUAUAA
Molecule: messenger RNA, 3801 nt
Organism: Meyerozyma guilliermondii ATCC 6260
Lineage: Eukaryota; Fungi; Ascomycota; Pichiomycetes; Serinales; Debaryomycetaceae
Gene: PGA63
Product: Pga63p
Exons: 1
Coding region: 1-3801 (1266 amino acids)
Biological process (GO): COPII-coated vesicle cargo loading; intracellular protein transport; endoplasmic reticulum to Golgi vesicle-mediated transport
Cellular component (GO): COPII vesicle coat; endoplasmic reticulum exit site
Molecular function (GO): structural molecule activity; protein binding
Source: RefSeq, a predicted model, not a curated record